AAUUACAGAAGAAUUAAAUAAUUCAUCAAAUAUUUCUAUUAAAGAAAAUUCACAAUCAUUUAUUAAUGAAAUUUCAAUUAUUUCACCGAAAAAAUGGAAACAAAAUGGGAUCACUGUGGCCGGUGGAAAUGGAGAAGGACAACAAUCAAAUCAGCUUAAUCACCCUAUAGGAAUGUUUAUUGAUAAAAACAAAAAUAUUUUCAUUGCUGAUCGUGAGAAUCAUCGUAUUGUUGAAUGGAAAUAUAAUGCAAAAGAAGGACAAAUCAUUGCAGAUGGAAAUGGCCAAGGAAAUCGAAUGAAUCAAUUGAAUGGACCGACAGAUGUGAUUGUUGAUCAACAAAAUCAUUCGAUCAUCAUUGCUGAUUUAGGGAAUAGACGAGUGAUUCAAUGGAUGAAUCAAAAGCAACAAAUUCUCAUUCACAAUAUUACUUGUUAUGGCUUGACAAUGGAUAGAUAUGGAUUUCUUUAUGUUUCUGAUGCUGAGAAGAAUGAAGUGAGACGAUGGAAAAUGGGAGAAUAUAACAACGAAGGAAUUAUAGUGGCAGGUGGAAAUGGAAAAGGAGAUCAACUCAAUCAACUCAGUUAUCCUACUUUUAUCUUUGUUAAUGAAGAUCAGUCUGUUUAUGUAUCAGAUACUGGUAAUCAUCGUGUGAUGAAAUGGAGAAAAGAUGCAAAAGAGGGAAAAGUUGUGACUAGAGGAAAUGGUGAAGGAAGAAAUCUCAAUCAAUUGUCUUAUCCUGCAGGAGUAAUUGUUGAUGAUUUGGGUCAAAUUUAUGUGGCAGAUGGUGUGAAUCAUCGAGUAAUGCGUUGGUGUGAAGGAAAAGAAGAAGGUGACAUUGUUGUUGGUGGAAAUGGUGGAGGAAAUCAAUCAAAUCAAUUGAAUUAUCCCCGUGGUUUAUCUUUUGAUGAUGAAGGAAAUCUUUAUGCUGCUGAUAGUUGGAAUCAUCGAAUUCAAAAAUUUGAAAUAAUUUUGUGA
Messenger RNA from Adineta steineri, 976 nucleotides. Lineage: Eukaryota; Metazoa; Rotifera; Eurotatoria; Adinetida; Adinetidae. The record is from the annotation of a GenBank genome assembly.